Messenger RNA from Arachis ipaensis, 1360 nucleotides. RefSeq names its product Small nuclear RNA activating complex (SNAPc), subunit SNAP43 protein. Gene Ontology annotation, molecular function: sequence-specific DNA binding. Gene Ontology annotation, cellular component: snRNA-activating protein complex. NCBI's taxonomy places the organism in Eukaryota, Viridiplantae, Streptophyta, Magnoliopsida, Fabales, Fabaceae. Gene Ontology annotation, biological process: snRNA transcription by RNA polymerase II; snRNA transcription by RNA polymerase III. The record is from RefSeq and is a predicted model, not a curated record.
CCCUCACCUCAUCAGUCGUCAGUUCGUCACUCUCAGUCUCUGGGUCUUUCACCUCGUCGCUCUCUCGGUCUCUCACCGUGCCCCUGCGUUCGCUUCGUCGGAACCAGUGAAGCAGCAUCUGCUCCCUCGGGUGGUGGUGGUGGUCGUCUUCUCAACCAGGUGCAAGUUUUCAGGCCCAAUUUGAAUUCCUAUAACUAUGAAUAUUGAUUUUUUCAAGCGUGACAUUGAUGAACUAAUUGGUGAAUUCACUCAGAAUGAGUCAACUACUUUGGCUGAUAUGAAGAGAGUAUGGCUUUCUAAGAAGUUCUCCUACAUUUAUGAAUCUAGUCCUGCUAGCAACCUUGCCUUCUUCAUGCAAUCUCUGUAUGCUCAAUGUAUAGACCUGAAAGAAAUUCCACAAGUAGAAGUCACAAAUGUAAAAUGUUACAUGUGUGGUACUGCUUCUUUAUCACAUAGAUUGGGCGGCCUUUAUUGCCUCUACUGUCUUUAUGAGACUCAACCAUUUAAACCUCCUUUCAAAGUCUAUCUAUCCCUUGGAGAGGUAAAGAAACUCAGAACCCUUGUGGUGGAUGCAAAAGCAAAUGAUAUUAAAGUGGUACCUCCUUUGGUAAAAAGAAUGCUGGGUAGAAACAUGUUCCUUUUUGGUGCUGUUGACUUAACGGAGGAUUCCGUCAGAGAGACGGUUAACGAACUACAACAAUUGCAGAAUGCUCGUAUCAAAAUUGCAUAUGAAAAAUUAUUUCAUAGCACACCAAUUGACAACUAUGUUCACAUGGACCUUGGUAUGGAAGUUGACCUUGGAAAGCUGCAGAAAAUGUCAUCCGAAUAUGCCCAGGCCAAGAAUGUAGCCAUUGCAGAAGCAAGUAAUGUUUUAGAUGUUACAAACAUAAAGCACCUAUCAGAAGAUAAGGAACUGAUAGGAGAUGUUGUGAAAAAGAUCACUGACGACUGGAACGAGCAGAAAGAAAAUUUUUAUAAACAAACUGGAUGCGGAGAGGAUGAAAUGGAUGACCAGGAGCUGCAACAACUACUUCUGGACGACAACGAGGAUAAUGAAGAUUGAACUAUUGAAGGCAAACAUUUGAGCUGGAGUUCCUGAAUAAUAUGUGGAAUUCAUGCUUUACAGGGUAAUUAUGGCCUUAUAGGCCCUUUUGUUUUUUCUUCCCAUCUAAUCCACUUUGGUAUCAAUGAUAUGUUCUGUUCUUCCCUUGUUGCCUUGUUAGCUAUUUAUUGGAGGUAGAAGCUAAGCUGCAAAGGGCAUAGGGUUAUAAUUUACAGGAAAAGUUCACCAUAAUAUACAUAUAUGUGUAAAUAUUAGCAUGAGGAUAUGUCAAAAUUUCUGAAAUUUGAGAGCCAAAAA